UCAGGUUUAGUUGUCCCUUGUUGCUAUCCGUCCGUAUCCUACGAACUAGCCUCCUGCUUAGAAAUGGCUGAAGCUCCCCCACGGCCCUGCCGGUUUUUUUGUCACCGGUGUUCCGCAGAAAUCAGCCCGCGCCUACCGGACUACACCUGUCCACGCUGUGAUUCAGGUUUCAUUGAGGAGCUUUCUGAGGAAAGAAGUACUGAUAAUGGGUCCGCAUCCACGUCCUCCAGCAGCGAUCAGAACCGCCCAGCCUUUGAGAGCAUGGAUCACCAACAAUUGUUCACAUUCCCCUCUGGGUACGGUCCAUUUGCACUUGGGAUUUUCGAUGAAAACUUCGACCUUCGAACGCGGCUACCCACAGAGGACAACAGAGAGACAGAAAACAGGAGGGAAAGGGAAAUGGCAUCGCGGCAACGAUACAGUGCACGGCAACCGCGGGGUCGACAUGUUCCUCGAAGACAGGGUACGCGCCAUGAAGGAGUGCCCACAUUAGAGGGGAUUAUUCAGCAGUUAGUAAAUGGAAUAAUAGCACCUACCGCCAUGCCAAAUAUGGGGAUGGGACCAUGGGGUAUGCUACAUUCUAAUCCAAUGGAUUACGCGUGGGGAGCCAAUGGACUUGAUGCUAUCAUUACACAGUUAUUGAACCAGUUUGAAAACACGGGCCCGCCUCCUGCAGACAGGGAACGGAUAAAGAGUUUACCCACAGUGACCAUCACAGAGGAACAUGUGGGUGCUUGUUUAGAGUGCCCUGUGUGCAAAGAAGACUACAGCGUGGAGGAGAAUGUUAGACAGCUGCCUUGCAAUCAUCUGUUUCACAAUGCCUGUAUAGUGCCAUGGCUGGAACAGCAUGAUACCUGUCCUGUCUGCAGGAAGAGUCUAAGUGGACAGAACACGGCCACAGACCCACCCGGGUUAUCAGGAAUGAGCUUCUCUCCUUCAUCCUCCUCCUCUUCCUCCCCUAGCUCUCCUAACAAUGAGAAUGCUGCCAGAAACUCUUAGAUUUUCCACCGUCACCACACAUCUGAAAAACUCACAAAUGAAGCCAAGCGAGACGCAGCGGCUCCGAGCUGAGACCAGGGCAGUGGUCCGUCUCAUCUCUAGGGGACGAUGUGAGUCGAGUUGAACUCUGAAUCUGUUGCAGACUUUAAGUCGUCAUUCCUCCCCCUGUGCUGAACGGACGCCCGGUCCAGAGCCUGCUGCUAUUGUUUCCGAGUAUUUGAGGAGGUGGGACGGGGUGAUGUGGAAGGAGGAUCCAGAAAGGCUGUCACCAUAACAAUAAGAACUGGAGCGAAGUUUGAGCGGGCAGCUUUUUGACGGAGACUUGUCGAGUCUGGGGCACAUUUUUUAUUCAAAAGACAGAAUGCAACUUUUUUUAAAGCCUGUGGUGGUGCCGAGUGCAUAGAUGUGUAGAUAGAGAAUUUGAUAUAAUUGGUCAGCUGCUGUACAGCUCGUGGAUCAAACUGAAACUUUGUGGAAAGGAAGCUGAGUGAUGCACUUUUUAUUUAUUUUUUUGCACCUUUUUUUCUUCUUUUUCUUUUGCACACAAUUGUGUCUAAUGGUGGGAAUGUGGAUUUGGGUAAACUACUGAACAAAAAAACAAAA
Notothenia coriiceps (black rockcod) is the source of this 1602-nucleotide messenger RNA. It is a transcript of the gene rnf126, whose product is annotated as ring finger protein 126. The coding region runs from base 64 to 999 and encodes 311 amino acids. NCBI's taxonomy places the organism in Eukaryota, Metazoa, Chordata, Actinopteri, Perciformes, Nototheniidae. Gene Ontology annotation, molecular function: ubiquitin protein ligase activity. Gene Ontology annotation, biological process: protein ubiquitination. Gene Ontology annotation, cellular component: cytoplasm. The transcript has 9 exons. The record is from RefSeq and is a predicted model, not a curated record.